This is a messenger RNA of Myotis daubentonii (Daubenton's bat), 2591 nucleotides long. RefSeq lists its product as uncharacterized. Gene Ontology annotation, molecular function: protein binding. The record is from RefSeq and is a predicted model, not a curated record. NCBI's taxonomy places the organism in Eukaryota, Metazoa, Chordata, Mammalia, Chiroptera, Vespertilionidae.
GCCACCACUGUGACCAUGACUACAGAGUCUGGUGCAUCUUCAACACCUUCUCCAGACAGUGCCACCACUGUGACCGUGUCUACAGAGCCUGGUGCAUCUUCAACACCUUCUCCAGACAGUGCCACCACUGUGACCGUGUCUACAGAGUCUGGUGUAUCUUCAACACCUUCUCCAGACAGUGCCACCACUGUGAACGUGACUACAGAUUCUGGUGCAUCUUCAACACCUUCUCCAGACAGUGCCACCACUGUUACCGUGUCUACAGAGCCUGGUGCAUCUUCAACACCUUCUCCAGACAGUGCCACCACUGUGACCGUGUCUACAGAGCCUGGUGCUUCUUCAACACCUUCUCCAGACAUUGCCACCACUGUGACAGUGUCUACAGAGUCUGGUGCAUCUUUGACAACCUCCAGCGGCAGUGCCACCCUGGUGACAACUCCUACAUCUACUACAACUCCUACUGACACCAACACCCAGAUUACAACUACAACAGGAACUGGUGUACCUACUUACAGCGUCACCUCUGGGACAACACCUACAGAGGCUAGUUCAUCUUCCACAACUCUGGCUGGCAGCACAUUUUCAACAGUUGUUUCUGGCACCACCUCAGCUGUGUCUACUUCUAGCCACUCUAACCCUACAACAACCUCUGCUUCCUCCACUUCUGUAACCUCUAAGGUUGUCACCACCACGACUUUCUCAACCUCAACAGCUGGAAUAAAACCUGACACUCAGAGUGCUACCUCCACCACAGUCGCCACUGUCUCUAGUGCUAUACCAGUCCCAUGCUACAACGGAGGGACAUGGAACGGAAAGGUCUGUGAAUGCCUCCCUGGCUUUGGAGGAGAUCAGUGCCAGGACAAGAUCCCGAUCUGCCAGAAUGGAGGCCGCUGGGAUGGGACCAAGUGUGUGUGCACCAGCCUCUAUCAGGGGCCGAGGUGUGAGGAUGUGAUCACAAGCAUUGAUAUAAGUGAUAUAAAGCCUCCGGAGGAUGUCUCUGCCCAGGUUGAACUGUCUGUGACAGUGACCAAUAAGGAAUUCACCGAAGAGCUAAAUAACCGGUCUUCUACAGCGUUCCUGGAUUUCGAGAAGACAUUCACCCAAGAGAUGGACAAAGUUUAUUCCGGAAUCCCUGCAUAUGCAGGAGUUAACAUCACAGGAUUGAGUCGUGGCAGCGUGGUGGUGCAGCAUGACAUCAUCCUGCAGGCCAAGUUCAGCCCGGAAUACAAGGAAGACUUUAAGAAGUUCACCCAAGAGAUAGAGAAAAAAAUUACGAAUGUAACUCAGCAGCAAAUAAUGAGGAAUAAUACCUGCACAACCCAACUGUGCUUCAAUACAACUGCCACAGAGGUGAAAAACGUUUCGAUAACCCAAUACAACCCUGAAGAGGUCUGCCGGGAAAGGGCUGGGAAAGACUUGGCUAAAUACUUCUUUGUGGAGUACAAGGACCUGCAGCCAAACUGCAUCAGCCGCUGCACGCCUGGUUUCAAAGCCUCCAUGGACUGCCACUUCGGGACAUGCAAGCUGGUGCCCAGCGGUCCGAAGUGCUACUGCCUGAACACAGACACUGACUGGUACAGUGGGGAAACCUGUGAGGUUAGCACCAAGAAGAGCCUGGUGUACGGGCUUGUGGGGGCAGUGGGCGCAGUGGUGCUGGUGGCCCUCGUCAUCCUCCUGGUGUUCGUGUUCCGCUCCAAGAGAGAAGUGAAAAGACAAAAGGCCAAAGUGACUGAGUUGUACAACUGGCAUGAGGAGGAUGGUGGACCAGCCCCUGGGACCUUCCAAAACAUUGGCUUUGACAUCUAUGAAGAACCAAAUAGCUCCAUCAACCUGGAUUCCAUCUACAGUAACUUCCAGCCCUCCCUGGACCACAUAGACUCUAAAAAAACGAUAAAAAUUCGGAGGCCUGAGGUGAUGAUGUCAUCAUUUUAAGGCAAAAGAAAUUUCACAUGGAGCUGUGGGGUCUGGAAAUGAGGAGAUCUCCAUUCAGCUAAGUUUCAUGGAACAUUUCUCCAUUAAGAGCAUUCCACGAGAACAUGAUAAGAAAUAAGGAAGGCUCAACCAGCAUGGCUCAGUGGUUGAACACUGACCUAUGAACCAGGAGAUCGUGGUUUGAUUCCCAAUCAGGGCACAUGCCCGAGUUGCGGGCUCCAUCUCCAGUUUGGGACGUGCAGGAGGCACCUGACCAGUGAUUCUCUCUCAUCAUUGAUGUUUCUCUCUCUCCCUUCCUCUUUUAAAUCAAUAAAAAUAUAUUUUUUAAAAAAUAAAAGAAAUAAAGAAGAAGAGAAGAAAGACCACAGUUCUGAGAAUCAAAUAGAAACACCGUGGAACCCCCAAUGGGCUUGUCAUGACCUCAAGCGAGUUCCUUCUGCUGUGUCUGGGAAGGUUCUUCGUCCUCUAAGCCCAGCUUCAGCACCAAGGACAGCAUUCUCACCAACCGGUUUACAGUGGUGAUCCUUCAAACCCUGGCUUGCCUCUCCGUUACACAAAAUAUCUUGUAAAAUGUAUUGAAUCACCUCUUCAUGAAAAACAUGUUUUUUUUUAAUGUAUAGCACUUUUAGUAUAUAAGAUUAUAAGUAUUUUUAAAGUUC